Paralichthys olivaceus (Japanese flounder) is the source of this 2255-nucleotide messenger RNA. RefSeq names its product serine peptidase inhibitor, Kunitz type, 2 (gene spint2). The record is from RefSeq and is a predicted model, not a curated record. NCBI's taxonomy places the organism in Eukaryota, Metazoa, Chordata, Actinopteri, Pleuronectiformes, Paralichthyidae. Gene Ontology annotation, molecular function: serine-type endopeptidase inhibitor activity.
GGGAGGGGCAGAUGACGCAAUACGUGGGCGUGGCCUGCAGUUACCUCACCUGGGUCUCAGGUGAUUGAAUCUGCGACAACAAAAUACUGCUGAACACGGAAGUGACUCAUUGUUCCUGCAAAGGAGAGUCGAUCCAACGUGUUAGAAACAGAUCUAGAUCCAGGUGUACAUCCGAAUCACAGGACACAAUGGACCCACACACACUCGGUGUCCUGACCCUGUGUCUCCUGCUCGCGCCCGGCCUGGCUCUGGACUGUACCUGGGACAGCUCCAUCGAUCCAGAUCAGGUCCGGGACGGAGACUCCGGAGUCGUUCUGGGAGAAGUUGAGGCGUUGGACCCGCAGAGCUGCCGGGAGAAGUGCUGCGAUAUGCCGGACUGUGACGUUGCAGUGGUCGGGUACCCGGCGGACGGAGGGCCGCAGUGUGAGCUGUGGAGCUGUCCGAACCAGGAGCAGGGCCGCGAGGUGUGCGUUUCCAGGCCCAGCUCCCAGUUCUCGGUUUUCCUCAAGCAGGUGAAGAAAGUUUCCAGUAAAGAAGCGAUGAAGAGCCCGGAGAUUCCCCACAUCGUCCCGCUGCUGAGCUCCACUGAUCCGCAAAACAACCAGAGCAACCACGUUCUGUGUCGUCUGCCGAUGAAGGUGGGGUCGUGUCGUGCUGCGUUUCCAAGGUUUUUCUACAAUGUGACAGAACAGAGAUGCCGCAGCUUUUUCUACGGAGGCUGCGAUGCCAACGGCAACAACUUUGAGUCUGAAAGCGAGUGUGAGUCCACUUGCAGCAGCGUCACAGGUUCAGUUCUCCCUCCUGACUCCUCCCCUCCUCCGCUGGUACGUCCAGUCAAAGCAGCUCGAAUGGUUCCAGCCUUCAAAACAAGUGCAGAUGAGUCUGAAUCUACUGUCACAGAGUCCGUUGACCCUCAGUACACAGAUAUGUCAGCUGAUGGUUAUGCAGAGAGGUGUGCGGCGGAGCCUCAGGUGGGUCCCUGCAGGGCAGCGUUACAGCGUUGGUUCUACAACCACCGCACAGGAACCUGUCAAUCAUUCAUCUACGGAGGCUGCAGAGGAAACAAGAACAACUACAUCAGCAAGGAGAGAUGCAUGGCUGCAUGUGCAGUGUCCGUCCAGCCGUCCUCUAAGAAAUCAGCUAAUGAUGUUUCCACAGAAAAUAAAGAUGAGUGUCGGUUGACCCCUGACCCUGGUCCGUGUCGUGCUGCGUUCACAAAUUUCUUCUUCAACCCCAACACUGGCACCUGUCACUCAUUCUUGUACGGUGGUUGCAAUGGAAAUGUGAACCGUUACAGCACCUUGGAGGAGUGUAUGAGCCACUGCAGCCAAGACGGUUCGUUUGACACUCGUGGGAAAAGUCGUAACCGCUGGACUGCAGCGUUCUUCCUCUUCAUCACUCUCGCCUCCAUCUCCGCUCUACUGCUGGUGACACUCAUCCUCGUCUCUCUGAGACGUCACCGUCUGUCCCGCCGUUCCUCCAUCAGUGAUAAAGAGGAGCUGCUUCAUAACGACCAGUCGUCUGUGGACUCUCUGACUCUGCCAGAGAGUCCCAAACCAGACCAGGCCUGAGAAGGGGCCACAGACGAGACUUUUCAUCAACAGUCUUAUCUUUAACGUUCUUCCUUUUAACAAUCUUUUCCUUCAUGCAGCAGUUUUAUCUCUAUAACUCAUCUGUUUCAUGUUGACACUAAGAUCUUUUAAACUUUGAAUGGUCAUUUAAAGUCAUGAAGUAAAAUAUGAAUGUCUUGGUUUUAGUUUCAUGUGACCUAAACACGUCUCAUGAAACAUGAAACGUAAACACAUGACGUAAACAUUUUGUUUUAAAUUGUCACUCUUCUUCACUUUUCGAUUAUCGCUUCUUUUUUAUACUUUAUGGAUAAAUGAUUAAAUAUUUAAUCAGAUGUUGUUGAUGUGUGUUGAAACUAAUUAAAAACAUGAAGUUGAAUUAAAUACAAGAAUAAAUCUCUAAUCUACAACGGUUUUAAACAUUUAAAACUAAGUUUCAGUCUGAAAACAAGUUGGUGUAUUUAUCGAUUAUUAUUGAGCCUCAACUUCGCAAUGUCACUCUGAUCUGCAUGUGAGGAGCUUUUCAGAAACAUUUAUUUUGACAUUUAGUUUUGUAAAAUCUUGCAGUUGAAUCACAUGAGCAUAGUUCAAUCAUUAGUUUAUAGCAUUAUGACUGAUGUUAUAUCUGUGUUAAAGCAAAGAUCAGUGAUUCUGUUUAUCAAUAAAAAAUAAGCUUAACAUUGAAAA